This is a messenger RNA of Arachis stenosperma, 2017 nucleotides long. RefSeq names its product pentatricopeptide repeat-containing protein At1g62930, chloroplastic-like. The transcript has a single exon. The record is from RefSeq and is a predicted model, not a curated record. Lineage: Eukaryota; Viridiplantae; Streptophyta; Magnoliopsida; Fabales; Fabaceae. Bases 82 to 1728 code for a protein of 548 amino acids. Gene Ontology annotation, molecular function: protein binding.
GCAACGUCUAGUCGUCUACGUCUUGGACCAGAGAACAGACAGCACUCCUCAAACGUAACAGCAAAAGUGCGAAUCACUAAAAUGUUGUCAUCCUCAACCUCAAGGAUCACUUUCAUUUUUAGGUAUUCUCUUCUCCAAAUCCCUAAUUUUCUUUCCUUCCCUUCCUCUUCAUCCCUUCACUCUCAUUCUACUCGCCAAGUUGAUGAAGCUGUUCAUUCCUUCACUCGCAUGCUCUCUAUGCGUCGUACUCCUCCCAUCAUCCAAUUUAACCAGAUUUUGGGAUCUCUUUCCAAGACGAAGCAUUUCCACGCCGCCGUUUCCCUUUUUCAGCAAUUGGAAGCCAGAGGAAUCGCUCCCGACUUAUUUACUUUGAGCAUCGUAAUUAAUUGUUGUUGCGGCAUGGGUCGUAUGACGCUUGCUUUCUCUGUAUUGGCCAAGAUUUUCAGAAUGGAUUAUCAACCUAAUACGGUAACAUUGACAACAAUCCUGAAAGGUCUCUAUCUCUGUGGUAGUGUUGAAAAAGCAGUGCGCUUUCAUGACAGAGUGCUGGCUCAUGGAUUUCACUUCGACCAAGUCACUUAUGGGACCUUGAUCAAUGGGCUCUGUAAGACCGGACACCCAUCAGCUGCUAUUCAAGUGCUGAGAAAGAUCCCACGGCAUGGGAUUGUUCCUAAUGUCUUCAUGUACAACUCAAUUAUUGAUAGCCUUUGCAAGGUUACACUUGUAAAUGAUGCUUUUCAUUUAUACUCUGAAAUGCUUGCUAAGGGAAUUUCUCCCAAUGUUAUCACGUACAGCACUCUAAUUUAUGGAUUGUGCCUUGCUGGUCAACUCAAGGAAGCCGUUCAUUUGCUAAAUGAUAUGAUUCUCAUAAACAUUACUCCAAAUGUUCGUACAUAUAGUAUUUUGAUCGAUGGGCUAUGCAAGGAAGGAAAGAUCAAAGAUGCUAAGAAUGUGUUGGCUGUGAUGACAAAACAUGGUGUGAAACCAGAUGUGGUUACUUAUAACUGCUUAAUGGACGGGUAUUGUUUGGUUAAUCAGGUAAAUAAGGCAAAAUAUGUAUUCAACACAAUGGCCAAGAGUAGACCAUUUCCUAAUGUUCGGAGUUACAAUAUCAUGAUUAAUGGCUUUUGUAAGAGUAAAAUGAUCGAUGAUGCCUUGAAUCUCUUCGAAGAGAUGCGUCGCAAGAACUUGGUUCCUGACACGGUAACUUACAAUACACUAGUUGAUGGCUUGGGAAAAUCAAGGAGAAUCCCUUGUGCCUUGGAGCUUCUCAAAAAGAUGCAUGAUCGAGGUCAACCUGCUAAUAUAGUCACUUACAAUUCUUUGCUGGAUGCUUUGUUCAAUAUCAAACAACAUGACAAGGCACUUAUGUUAUUCAAUCAAAUGAAAGAGCGUGGCAUUGAUCCUGACAUAUAUACAUACACCAUACUUAUAGAUGGCAUGUGCAAAAGUGGAAGACUUAAAAAUGCAAAAGAGAUUUUUCAAGAUCUUUCCAUUAAAGGCUAUCAUCCAGACGUGAGGACAUACACUAUUAUGAUAAAUGGGCUUUGCAAAGAGGGCCUACUUCAUGAAGCAUUGGCUUUCUUGUCAAAAAUGGAAGACAAUGGCUGCUUACCAAAUGCUGUGACUUAUGAAAUAAUCAUUCGUGCUCUGUUUGAAAAAGGUGAAAAUGAUAACGCGGAGAAACUUCUUCGGGAAAUGAUAUCUAGAGGCCUAUUGCAAGGAUAAAAGUUGGUGAGAUUCUUCUUGUUAGACAUCACAAAAUGUUGUUUGUAUCUCUUUCUUUUUAACUUGUGUUUUGUUCUCAAUUAUCUUUCGAUUCCAUAUUAAUGCUUUUAGAUCUUCACAUGAUUGUGAUUCUUUAUUCUGCUUUACCCACACCUAAGUGUUUUCUUUGUCGUUGCUUAUUUUAUGGCUUUUUCGGCGACUAGAUGGCUGUUAUAUGUGGCUUGUCGGAUCUAUCAUUAUUUCCCCUUUUGUUUUUGUAAUUAUAUAUGUGCAUUGAUGUUAAUUUAUU